This is a messenger RNA of Tarenaya hassleriana, 2309 nucleotides long. RefSeq names its product probable methyltransferase PMT14. The record is from RefSeq and is a predicted model, not a curated record. The transcript is spliced from 8 exons. Bases 208 to 2052 code for a protein of 614 amino acids. NCBI's taxonomy places the organism in Eukaryota, Viridiplantae, Streptophyta, Magnoliopsida, Brassicales, Cleomaceae. Gene Ontology annotation, cellular component: endosome; cytoplasm; trans-Golgi network. Gene Ontology annotation, molecular function: methyltransferase activity.
UGAAAAAAACCGACUCCUGUUGAAUGAAAUCAAAUCUGAAAUGAUUAUUGGAAGUCAUAUUUUAGCAACGCUUCCAAAGCUCUCUGCUUAAAGUGAAGCUUUUGAGUUGUGCUUGUCAGUGGGGGAGGAGCUUGAGCAUAGAUCUGAAGGGAAAGACUCCGAGCAACAAGAUCUUCUCUCACUACAUCGACGAGGAGAGUCCAGAUCAUGGGUUCUAAGCAUAACCAACCUGGGAAUAGGUCGAGGAGUUCUCUCUCCAUAAUCGUAGUGAUAGGUUUGUGUUGUUUCUUCUACCUUCUUGGAGCAUGGCAGAGGAGCGGGUUUGGCAAAGGAGACAGCAUAGCAAUGGAAAUAACCAAGCAGGCACAGUGUACAGACAUUGUCACCGAUCUGGACUUUGAACCGCACCAUAACACGGUGGAGAUUCCUCAAACGGCUAAGCCCAGACCCAUUGUGUUCAAACCUUGUGAUGUGAAACACAAGGAUUACACCCCUUGCCAGGAGCAAGACCGUGCGAUGAAAUUCCCGAGGGAGAAUAUGAUUUACAGAGAGAGACACUGUCCACCAGAGAAUGAGAAGUUGCGCUGUCUUGUCCCAGCUCCCAAAGGGUAUAUGACUCCAUUCCCUUGGCCUAAAAGCCGGGAUUACGUCCACUAUGCCAAUGUUCCUUUCAAGAGCUUGACAGUUGAAAAGGCCGGGCAAAACUGGGUGCAGUUUCAAGGAAAUGUGUUCAAAUUCCCUGGAGGAGGAACCAUGUUUCCCCAGGGAGCAGAUGCAUAUAUAGACGAGCUAGCUACAGUUAUCCCAAUCAAAGAUGGCUCCGUCAGAACUGCGUUGGACACUGGAUGUGGGGUUGCAAGCUGGGGUGCCUAUGUACUUAAAAGGAACGUAUUGGCUAUGUCAUUUGCACCACGGGACAACCACGAAGCACAGGUACAGUUUGCACUUGAGAGGGGUGUUCCUGCAGUUAUAGGUGUCCUCGGGUCAAUUCGUCUGCCAUACCCUUCAAGAGCAUUCGAUAUGGCCCAGUGCUCCCGAUGCUUGAUACCAUGGACCUCAAAUGAGGGAAUGUAUUUAAUGGAAGUCGAUAGAGUCUUGAGACCGGGUGGGUACUGGGUCUUGUCUGGCCCUCCGAUCAACUGGAAGACCUAUUACCAGACUUGGAAGCGAUCUAAGGAGGAACUUAAUGCUGAGCAGAAGAAAAUAGAGGAAAUUGCAGAGUCCUUGUGCUGGGAGAAGACGUACGAGAAGGGAGACAUUGCUAUCUGGAGAAAGAAAACAAAUGACAAGUCCUGUGAUAGGACAUCAGUUACUAUCUGCAAGGGAAAGGACACCGACGAUGUCUGGUACAAGGAAAUGGAAACGUGUGUAACUCCAUUCCCUAAGGUAUCCAGUGAAGAAGAGGUAGCAGGAGGAAAACUGAAGAAGUUUCCGGAAAGGCUGUUUGCUCUCCCUCCACGUAUUGCCAAAGGUCAAGUUGAGGGUGUCGAUUCUGAAUCAUACCAGGAGGACAACAAGCUCUGGAAGAAGCGCCUGAAUACCUACAAAAGGAUCAACAGACUGAUAGGUACCACAAGGUACCGCAAUGUGAUGGACAUGAACGCUGGUCUCGGUGGAUUUGCAGCAGCACUCGAGUCCCCCAAGUCUUGGGUUAUGAACGUUGUCCCAACCAUUGCAAAGAACACGUUAGGCAUUAUAUAUGAGAGGGGUCUCAUCGGCAUUUAUCAUGACUGGUGCGAAGGCUUCUCUACUUACCCGAGGACAUAUGAUCUUAUCCACGCCAAUGGUGUCUUCAGCUUGUAUCAGAACAGUUGCAAAAUAGAAGACAUUCUCUUGGAGAUGGACCGUAUUUUGCGGCCAGAAGGAAUGGUGAUAUUCCGGGACGAGGUCGAUGUUCUUAACGACGUGAGAAAGAUGGCAAAUGGAAUGAGAUGGGACACGAAACUGAUGGACCAUGAGGACGGUCCUCUUGUGCCAGAGAAAAUCCUGGUGGCCGUCAAGCAGUACUGGGUCGCCGGCGGCGGAAACGGUACUUCCAGUGAAGAAGAAUAGCCAAAACUUCACCACCUACGGUUAUGGUGUCCACGACGUGAGUGUAGAUCUAUGUAUCCCCAAUUGACAGCCAAGUUUACUCGAAGCCAAUUGAAGCAAAAAAAAAAAGUGCGGGAGAAAAUCAUAAUUUCUAUGAAAAGGAGGGGUCAAAGUCGAAAUACUAUAGAUGAUGUAAAAGAAUAUUUGCAACUUUUUUUGUCCCCGAGCAUCUGUUUUGUUUUUUAUUUUAUUUUAUUUUAUCCUCCAUAAUUAUUGUU